AUGAGUGGGGCUGUGAACAAGAUGAUGGCAGGGUAUUUGCAGAAUGUGGAGGCAGGGUCUCCUGUGGGCUGCCCCUCACGCUCCCAUUCCUUAUCUCUACAGACUGACCAGCAGGCGGAGGCCCGGUCCUACCUCAGCGAGGAGAUGAUUGCUGAGUUCAAGGCCGCCUUCGACAUGUUCGACGCUGAUGGUGGUGGUGACAUCAGCGUCAAAGAGUUGGGUACGGUGAUGAGGAUGCUAGGCCAGACGCCCACCAAGGAAGAGCUGGAUGCCAUCAUUGAGGAGGUGGACGAGGAUGGCAGCGGCACCAUCGACUUUGAAGAGUUCUUGGUCAUGAUGGUGCGCCAGAUGAAAGAGGACGCCAAGGGCAAGAGCGAGGAAGAGCUGGCCGAAUGUUUCCGAAUCUUUGACAGGAAUGCAGAUGGCUAUAUUGAUGCUGAGGAGCUGGCUGAGAUUUUUAGGGCGUCUGGGGAGCAGGUAACCGACGAGGAGAUUGAAUCUCUCAUGAAGGACGGGGAUAAGAACAACGAUGGCCGCAUUGACUUCGAUGAGUUCCUGAAGAUGAUGGAGGGUGUGCAGUAA
Messenger RNA from Suncus etruscus (white-toothed pygmy shrew), 582 nucleotides. RefSeq names its product troponin C2, fast skeletal type (gene TNNC2). The coding region runs from base 1 to 582 and encodes 193 amino acids. Gene Ontology annotation, cellular component: myosin II complex. The transcript has 6 exons. Lineage: Eukaryota; Metazoa; Chordata; Mammalia; Eulipotyphla; Soricidae. Gene Ontology annotation, molecular function: calcium ion binding. The record is from RefSeq and is a predicted model, not a curated record.